AUGUCUGAGAGUGAUGUAACUGCGAUGAAGGAGACGCUUCGUGCGCAGCAGCAGCUUCUGCAGAAGCUGUAUGCGGAAUUGGAUGAGGAAAGGGAGGCGUCUGCGACUGCGGCUAGUGAAGCGAUGGAUAUGAUACUAAGAUUGCAAGGCGAAAAGGCUGCGGUGAAGAUGGAGGCGAGUCAUUAUAAGAGAAUGUCGGAGGAGAAGAUAGGUCACGCGGAGGCGACUUUGGAGGUUUUUGAAGAGCUUAUGUAUCAGAAGGAAAUGGAAAUUGCUUCUCUUGAGUUUCAGGUUUAUGCUUAUAAGCAUAAGCUUCUAACACUUGGUGCUGAUUUUAAUGCUAGUGAGUUUGAGUUUCCGGAAGAUCUUCUCUUGAAUCGAAAUGAUCAAUCGGGAGAAAAUGGUCAGAGUAGUACUAUAAGAAGGCUUAGUUCAUUGCCGCCUCUUCCGUCUAAGAAUACUUUGCGAGCUAGCCGAAAGAGAGAUCGAUCGCCGACUCCACUUCCAGUUUCAGAUAUGAUUCCUAAUACACUUGAAGGCAUGGAGCAAGAUGUCAUUUCUCCGAAAAUGGAUUUGCCAACGAGAAAACCUAUGGACUUCACAUUCGGAACGCUUGAUUCAUAUUGGAACCAAAUCCAAAGGUUAGAUGAAAAAGUGAAUGGGAUAUCGGAUUGUAAAGAAUCGGGAGUCGAAAAAUUUUCAAACCUGAGGAGUAGAAGAGGGAGAUCGUGUUCGAUAUUUUCACAAGCUAGCAACAAAUAUAGAGUAUCUAUUACUCCUAAUGCCGAUAGAGAAAAUCACGUCGAAGGAACACACGACACAGAAUCAGUUGCUAGUCCUUCUUAUUCGGUUAACGUACACGAUGUAUUUGAAGUUCCGCAAACAAAUGAAAAGCAUGAAGAGAUUGAACAUGGGAAAAGAAGACUUGAGAAAUGGAUUUCAGAAGUAGAUUGCAGAUUGAUAAAACCAGACUCUGUGUCCGAGGAAAUCAUUGAAUCGCAUGUUAAACACGAUAUGGAGAAGCUAAAGAGUAUGAUGCUUAACACGCGUCAUGAAAUUAAAAAAACAAAUCAGAAAGAUACGAAGAAUGUUGUCGAUUCCAAUGCUGAAGCCGAGUUUCAAAAGUUGCAUCAGAGAAUCGAUAGGCUCGAGAAGGAGAGAGUUAGUACAAGGCAAGAAGAGAUUAAGCGUGACGGCUAUGGAGAAGAGCAUUUGAGAUUGUUGAAGGAUAUUCAGAGUCAACUCAAUUCAAUACAGUUAGAGAUGAGAAGCUGUAACAAAACCAAAAGAGCCCCUCCUAAGAAGGACGAGGAUGUUUCUUUAGGAACUCUUCUUCCCGAGGCAAUGCUGUACUUUUGGAUGUGA
This is a messenger RNA of Vicia faba (fava bean), 1365 nucleotides long. NCBI's taxonomy places the organism in Eukaryota, Viridiplantae, Streptophyta, Magnoliopsida, Fabales, Fabaceae. The record is from the annotation of a GenBank genome assembly.